Messenger RNA from Acaromyces ingoldii, 1798 nucleotides. Its product is annotated as purple acid phosphatase. The coding region runs from base 170 to 1672 and encodes 500 amino acids. The record is from RefSeq and is a predicted model, not a curated record. Lineage: Eukaryota; Fungi; Basidiomycota; Exobasidiomycetes; Exobasidiales; Cryptobasidiaceae. Gene Ontology annotation, molecular function: acid phosphatase activity; metal ion binding. The transcript has 4 exons.
CAAAUCAGUGUCCGUGCUUGUUUUGAUCGUCAUUGCUGACAGACGCUCGGACCGUAGGCUGUGCGUUGAUGACGGAGAAGUCAGGAACUCCCCCUUCAAAAGGCAGGUACCUCAUUUGAGAGAAACACCUCACUCAUCUCUCGACUCCUUUCCGUGACCAAAAGACAACAUGAGCAGAUUCCUCGCAUUGCUCUCGGUCGCUUUGGCCUUCGCAGCCUCCACUGACGCGGCGGCCGAUCUCCCGCCCAUUCCCGCGGACAAGACGACGCCGAUUCAUCAGCGCCUAUCGCUCAAGGGGCCCAAAGCAAUCUCUGUUGGAUGGAACACUUAUGAGAAGCUGGACAAACCCUGCGUGUCCUAUGGCACAGCAGCAAACAAGUUGACGCAGACGGCAUGCUCAACCUCUUCCGAAACCUACCCAUCGUCGAGGACGUGGUCCAACGCCGUCACGCUCGAGAAUCUCAAGCCGGCGACGACGUACUACUACAAAAUCCAGAGCACGAAUUCGACCACCGACUUCUUCCUCUCUGGACGGAGCGCUGGCGACAAGACACCAUUCACAAUGAAUGCUGUCAUCGACCUCGGUAUCUACGGACGGGAUGGUUACACAAUCAAUAACGACAUGUCCAAGAGGAGCAUGAUCCCCACGAUUGAUCCCUCGCUCAACCACACGACCAUUGGCCGUCUUGCCACGACCAUCGAUGAUUAUGAGCUCAUUGUUCACUCCGGUGACUUUGCUUACGCCGACGACUGGUACCUCAAGCCCCAGAAUCUCUUGGACGGUAAAAACGCUUACGAGGCCAUUCUCGAGAACUUCUACGAGCAGCUUGCGCCCAUCUCGGGCCGCAAACCCUACAUGGUGUCUCCUGGAAACCAUGAGGCAGACUGCACCGAGGUUCUGUACCACCAAGGCGCCUGCCCCGACGGGCAGUCCAACUUCACGGACUUCUACGUCCGCUUCGAAAACAACAUGCCCACGGCCUUUCCUUCAAGCUCGUCCGACAACAAUGCCAUUAGCAAGGCAAACAUGGCCAAGGCGCUGAGCAAGCCACCCUUCUGGUACAGCUUCGACUACGGUCAGGUCCACGUCACCAUGAUCAAUACCGAGACGGACUUUGACAAGGCGCCCGAUGGGCCGGAUGGAUCUGCCAACCUCGACGGUGGACCGUUUGGCAGCCCCGGCCAGCAGCUCAACUUCCUCGAGGCAGACCUGGCCUCGGUUGACCGUAGCGUUACGCCUUGGGUCAUUGUCGCUGGCCACCGACCAUGGUAUUCGACGGGCGGAAGCGACAACAUCUGCACUCCUUGCCAAGAUGCCUUUGAGAAGACAUUGUACAAACACGGUGUCGACAUCGCCAUCUUUGGGCACGUCCACAACGCCCAGGCAUUCAAGCCCGUGUUCAACAAUACGGCGGACCCCGCAGGCUUCAACAAUCCUGAGGCGCCAUACUACAUCGUCGCUGGUGGCGCCGGCAAUAUCGAAGGCCUCUCGAGCGUCGGCAGUCAGCCAAACUUCACGGACUACGCCUACGCGGACGACUACAGCUACGCCACGUUGUCCUUCGUCAACAAGACCAACGUCGACGUUGCCUUCAUCCGGUCCAGCACGGGUCAGAAGCUUUACAAGCAGACGCUCUACAAAGCUCACAACACCAAGUUCGUCUCUCAGUGAUCUUCGUGGUAAAUUAUGAUAAUAUCAGGACAAUGCGCGAGCAUUCCUUUCUUUACACCUUUCGCUCUUGUUCUUUUCGUCUGCUGUAAUCCUUGUUUGAUAUCUCGAAAGAAGGUGACACAUGCA